This is a messenger RNA of Fragaria vesca subsp. vesca, 1497 nucleotides long. RefSeq names its product serine/threonine-protein phosphatase PP1 isozyme 4-like. The record is from RefSeq and is a predicted model, not a curated record. Gene Ontology annotation, cellular component: cytoplasm; nucleus. Gene Ontology annotation, molecular function: protein serine/threonine phosphatase activity. The transcript has 4 exons. The coding region runs from base 123 to 1073 and encodes 316 amino acids. NCBI's taxonomy places the organism in Eukaryota, Viridiplantae, Streptophyta, Magnoliopsida, Rosales, Rosaceae.
AAAUUCCGUCAGAGACCCUUUCUUCUUCUUCUUCUCUCUCCUCCCUCUCUCUGGUUUUCUAGGGUUUUCUUCUUUCAAUCGGAGCCGUCCGGCAAGGAGGGAUCUGAGAAUCGAAUCGUCGAAUGGCGGCGCAGGGGCAGGGAGCUAUGGACCCUGCCGUGCUCGAUGACAUAAUCCGGCGGCUCACGGAGGUCCGAUUGGCCAGGCCGGGGAAGCAGGUCCAGCUCUCCGAGUCCGAGAUCAAACAGCUCUGUGUUGCUUCCAGGGAAAUCUUUCUUCAGCAGCCUAAUUUGCUCGAGCUUGAAGCUCCUAUCAAAAUUUGCGGUGACAUUCAUGGGCAAUAUAGUGACCUACUAAGGCUCUUUGAAUAUGGGGGCUUUCCUCCUAGUGCAAAUUAUCUGUUUUUAGGUGACUAUGUGGAUCGUGGCAAGCAGAGUUUAGAAACAAUAUGCCUCCUGCUUGCAUAUAAAAUCAAAUUUCCGGAGAACUUUUUUCUUCUUAGAGGGAAUCACGAAUGUGCUUCUAUUAAUCGUAUAUAUGGUUUCUAUGAUGAGUGCAAGCGCCGGUUUAAUGUCAGACUUUGGAAAUCCUUUACCGACAGCUUUAACUGCCUUCCUGUCGCAGCUCUUAUAGAUGACAAAAUAUUAUGUAUGCAUGGUGGUCUUUCCCCUGAUUUGACAAAUUUGGAUCAGAUCAGGAAUUUGCCUCGUCCAACUGCUAUCCCUGAUACUGGCUUGCUAUGCGAUUUGCUCUGGUCAGAUCCUGGCAGAGAUGUUAAGGGAUGGGGAAUGAAUGAUAGAGGAGUCUCCUAUACAUUUGGCCCUGAUAAGGUGGCAGAAUUUUUAAUGAAGCAUGACUUGGACCUUGUUUGUCGUGCUCAUCAGGUUGUGGAGGAUGGUUAUGAAUUCUUUGCCGACAGACAACUUGUUACAAUUUUCUCAGCCCCCAACUACUGUGGUGAAUUUGACAAUGCUGGUGCCAUGAUGAGUGUAGAUGAGAACUUAAUGUGCUCCUUCCAGAUUCUUAAGCCAGCAGAGAAAAAAACAAAGUUCAUGAUGUCAACAAAAAUGUGAUGAUUGCAAUAUCACUGCUCCAGUCUUUAUCCAGGCUAUUUUCUUUUCCCAUUUUUUCUUGGGAAAAUUGGCUGACAAUCAAGGUAGCCAACUUCAGUAUUUUCCUGAUCCCAAUGAUGGGGAGGGGCUAUAGAAAUUGGAUGUUGGAGCAAAAGUCUGGAGCGGUGAGGGGCAGAAGAAUUUUAAUAUUUCCUCGUUCACUUUUCUCUGUAAUGCUUAUUCUGCAACAUUUGUGUACAUAUAUUUGGUCUGGCAACUCAUUGUUGUGCUUUCCAUUGAGGCCAACAUAAACGGCAUCAUUUCACUCCCUCAAGGAUUCUUCGGUUUUCUCAGACUACUAGUUUUAACUUAUCGAUUGAAUUUAACUCUUUGUAUUUGUGCCUUAGGCUUAUUUUGAUUAUAAAAGAUGGUCACCUGUUAUCAA